UGGGGCCCGGCGCAGCGCGCAGCUCCACUCGAGGAGACUGAACUGUCUCCGCCCGUACUGCUGCUGCACGGCAGACACGUGCUGCGGGAGCGCGGCGCUUGACCCCCGCAGAGCUAUCCGCUGGCUGUUAUACGGAAGACGUCUAAGGAUACCGGCGACACGAUGUCAGACAACAGCGGAGUGGAGAAUGAUUUCAGAAAGGCUGAUGUCUCUAAAAAACGAAAUUCAAUUAAGAAAAAAGUUCAGAACUUUAGCAGCGAACAUGAUGACGCGGCCCUCGUCCCAUUACUCCAAACGAACAAAGAUAAACCUGAACGUAAUGCCCCAAGUGCCAAGUUCACAUUGCCAAAAACAAAGACUGAUUCAUUAAGUGAAAAGGAUAUUCAAAGUGUUGAUGUAGAAAAAGGGAGUUUAUCGAAACCCUUAUAUGAUAAUGCAAUUGUCGUUUGUAACCCUGCAGUGGUUCAGAAUCAUAUGAACACAAACGUGUUUGGUGAUAUGAUUACGUCAGAAGUGCCAAAGUCCUCGGUCCUUAUUGAAAUAAGCGAAAAGAAAUCGACUGGUUUCGGUACACCGUUAAUUUUCACCACGGCAAAGAUACACACAGAUAGUAAAACGAAGACAGCAGAGCCGUUGCACGUUACGCCAGUGCCGAUUCUGUCUACGAUCGAAGGGAAUCUAGUAAAAUCGGAAGUUACAUACGAAAAAACUAAUAUAUUGCCCGGGAAAAAUGAACCCACAGGCAAAGCAUUUGAAAAGGGCAAAGAUGUCCAUUCUCAAAUUAUUAAUAAAGAUGAUGCAAGUGGAAUAAAUCAAUCUAAAUCGUCAUCAAAUAAGUUCGCGGAUCAAGUUAAGACGUCUGUCGCGCAACCAUCUCAAUCAAAUAUAGCAACUAAAUCUGAUACAACAAAAGUUAGUACUGUCACUACAAAUAGGACAGAUACUACAGAAAACUCAAAUGUAAAUAGCACAGUCUUGUCCAACAAAUCAAAACCUGAUAGCACGAGCAGUAUGAAAAAAUUACAACGCCAAAAACAUACAGAGGAAACAAAUAUAUCGCAAAAUGACUUGGUUAUUAAAAAAGACUCUGAUAUGGUUAAAAUAGAUAUAAAAACGAAUGGAACAACACGAAGCGAUGUUAAAAGAUUUUCAGCCAUUCACUCUGUCAAAAGCCCGUCAGAACAAAAAAAGUCUAUUCCAACGGUUAAGUCAAUCACAAAUACGGAAGGAAAAGAAAUGGAGAAGUUACCUAUGGCUUCGAAAGAAGAUGUCACAACAAAUACAGAAAAACCGUUAACGCAAAAAAUAACCACUACAGUUGCAAAGGAAAUACCUAAAUCUCCCUUUGUCAGUUCCAUUACAUCCACAGUAAAACCUACGUUGGCGCAAAAAACAAUUACUUCAAGCCCAGAAAGUAAAGAAGCGACUAAAUCUUUUGCUAUGUCUUCAAAAGGUGAAACUGCAUCAUCAGUUGCAACAUUUGAAAAUACAUCAACGCAAAAAUCAAUAACUAGUACUAAUACGGGUACAGAACUAAAAAUGUCUUCCAAAGUGGAGGCGUCUUCAUUCGCAACACAACCUGGCGUUACGUUAACCCACAAAACAAUUACUCCAAUUGACACGGGCGCAAAAGGCAAAGAUGCUAAAUCGUUUGUGUCUCCAAAAGUUGAGGCAACAACUAUUACAACAAAACCUAGUACAUCAUCACAAAAAACAACUCCUACGGCUUCAGAACCGAAAGAUAAAACCCUUAUGUCUUCUAAAAUUGAUGCAGCAUCUAUUGUAAAACCAGCAACCGCGUCACCAACUAUCAAUACAAUAAAAACAGAAGUAAAAGAUGCUACAAAAAUACCUGUCAGUUCAAAACAUGAAGUGCCAACAGUAAAAACUGGAAGCUCGUCAACUGAAAGGGCAAUUACCACUUUAAAACAGGAGCCGAAGACAUCUGUGAAACCCAUAUCUACGCAAAAAAUGGCUACCACCAGUACAGAAGCUAAAUCAGCAAUUCCUACGGCAAAACCAGAAGUUAUAAAACCAGCUCAAAAAACAUUACAGAUCACAACAGAACCAAAAGUAGCUUCGACUAAAAUACCAUCAAAAUCAGAGGUUUUAUCGUCUGUAUAUAAACCUACGAUGGCGCAGAAAACCACUCCUGGUAACACUGGCACUCAAGAUAAAGAAACGACUAAAUCUCUUGCUAUGUCUUCAAAACUUGAUACCGCAUCUAUCGCAACAAAACCUGGAGCUACGUCCACGCAAAAAGCACCAUCAAAUACAGCGACGGAAGCAACUAAAUCGCCAAUAUCAAAACAUGAAAUUGUGAAACCCACUCAAAAAGUACCAACCAAAGGAAAGGAAUUGCCAACAUCGAUAAAAACACCCAAAACUUUAGCAAAAUCUGACAAAUUAAAAUCCCCAACUCAAAUGCCAUCUCAGAGUCAAGUACCAGGAGCGAAUAAACCAAGAACAGCUAGUGAAGUUGCAGGUAAUGCAAAGACUAAAGUACCUUCAUACAUUGUAGCAACGUCGAAAACCAAAAUAGGUACUCCAAAUAAACUUGAAGACUCCAGUGCAGCAACUACUUCAGUAAGACAAGAUUCAAAAGACGGUAAGUCGGAUACAAAGAAUGCACCAAAAUCAUAAAUUUUAUGUUUUAGUCGAUUUGAGUCUAAGAUUAUUUCUUUAGCUACUGGAAAUUAUUAAAUAUUGGUGCUAAUUGUAAUGUAUGUACUAACAUGUCUAAAUAUCAGAUUACAUAGACUAUUAUUUAUUUCACAGACAACAGAAUGCUUAGCUAUUUUCUUAAACGAUUUUUUCAUAAAUACACAUUUUUAUUAUAUUCGAUUAUUUUCUCAUAAUUAACAUUACCUGAUUAAGACUCUUUUAUAAAUUGCUACGCGUCGUUUUUUAUGUUAAAUAGGUACCAAGAUUGUCAAACUAAAAUGAAGUAACUAGGUUGUUAACAACUAAAAGGUACCAACCACGAGAAUUCUCUUUUCUCAGAAUCUUUGUCAAAAACUUAGGGAAAAAAGCGAACCAAUUCUUAAAAUGCCGGCAACGCACAACUUUGUGGCAAUGGCAGUGUCCAUAUCACUUAAUAUCACCAUUAAAAAAAAAAGUUUGUAGUACAUUAGAAUAAGCACCAAUAUCUGAUACAAUUUGCUUGUAUUUUUUUUCAAUAUGGUCUUUAAUUGUAAAAUAAAUUAAAAUAAAGUCCACCGUAUAUAAUUUGCUCACUUAGGUAAUCAUAAUGUAAUUGAGUGUAAAUUAUUAUAUAAUAUUUACUAAUGUAAGGGUAACUAAGUUGCUGGUAUUUGGUAAUACUUUAAAAGUAAACAGCCAUCUUGAAGUUAGCGGUGCUGAAUAUUUUCAUAGACAAUAUUUGAUUGCUAUCAUCAAUUUGAAGGCGAUGAGUUUCGUCUCGAACACUGUCAAUUUUAAUAAUUUAACACAAUUAUGAAAUGUCAAAUGUCACGUAUGAAAUUGAGAGAAUAAUAAAAAUGGCAGGGUAGAUACAGAUAAUACGAAAUGAUUAAGAUUUUUGAUGUGUUAAUUUAAUAUACUUUUGUAUGUGAUAUUUUGAAAUUUUAACAGAAACAUAAAAAUUUACUUUACAAAAUCAUUAACAUUUUUAUAUUUUAUACAAUAUAAUCUACUUUAUUUAAAAACUUAUAUGGCUCAGAACAUAUGUAAAAUAGCGUUUCAAUAAGGUUGGUUAAACGCUUAGUAAAUAGCUGUUUUUUUUGUGGAAAUUAUUAAGAAAAGUAUUGCACUUGGCUCAAGAAAAUUUUCACAAAGUACUUUAACUUUGUAUAAAAAUAUUAAGAGUCUUUUUGCUCCUAACUGUAUUUUUAAUCUGUGAUUAUUUUUUAAAUAUAAAUGUUACUAGACAAAAUCCAAUACAUAUUUGUUUUAUAAUUUAAAAAGUUCCUUGACUGCGAAAAGGUCAAUAAAUACUAUUCUAUACUAUAAUACAAUACACGCGAGAUUUGAUUUUUUUUCAAAGAGUUCUAAUCAAUUUCCGCCUUUAUAAUUAUUCAGAUUUAAUAUAUCAAUACAUUAACUUAAAUACGAAGACAAUAUUAUUAAUAUUUUAUGUUCCUAUGCGUUUAAUUUUAAGAAAGUUUAUUUUAAUUAUAAAAAAUAUAACUUGUGGUAUCGAUUUUUGAAAAACAAUGGCAUAUAUAUAUAUAUAAAUAAAUAGUAGAACAAACGAACCUUAAAUACUAAUGUGUGUAGUCCUGUUAAAAUUUAGUUUAGAAUGUGAAAAUUAAUCUUCAGAAUAGAAUUUCCAAAUUUAGUAGCCUAACUCAUGGCAGUAGAGGCCAGAUUUGUAGGAAAACUCUUGUUUUAUUAGUUGAGCUUAUAUCUUUCAGUAUAAAAUGUUCAUAUACAAAAUAUUGGUGUAUUAACUGUUCGAUUGGGUGUUAUUUAUGAAAGAUUAUAUAAUAAGAAAGCCGUGCAUAACCACGUACGCUAGAAAUCCAUAGUUUUGCACAAAUCACUUAUAAAUAAUAUUCAUUUCUUUUUUAAUAAACUUCGAUUUGGCAGUUGCCAAUUUUUUUAAAAAUGGCGGACUGUCUAUUGUCUACUACAUUGUAGUUUGCUAUGUAUCUCUGUAAAAAAAAAGAAAAAAAUACUUAUGUUAGAUUGACCGUAAGACCUGGCCGGACGACAAAUAAAAAAAAGAAGUUGUAAAUUGUUCAAGAUUCCCGCUCAAAACAGUACCAAAACAAGCACCCAUUGUGCGUGCUUUUGGUUGAUUUGGCAUAAUUAUGGCAUUUCCGAAUAGCUUCAAAACAAUGACUGAAUCAUGAAGCUAUUUAUUAAUUAAGUAAACGAGUACCUAAUAACAUCUAAAUAGGUAGAUGUGUUGUACCAUAUCCAAUAUCCAGUAAUGUUAAGUCGAAUUAGAAUCUAGACGUGUUUAGAUGUUAUAACAAUUUUUAAGACCGUAGUUAUGCAACAUUGUAAGUAUUCAAUUUUAUUUAGAAGUAUUUAUUUUGAUAAAAUGGUUUUACCCCGUUACGUUUUAUAUCAAUGUUUACAAUUAUUUGUUAGAAAUAGUUGUUUUAUAAGAAUAUCAAAUACCUUUCUACAUUUUUGAUGAACCAUUUUGUGAAAUGGUUUUUAUGGAUGUUAAUUUGAUUGACAACAUUUCAUUUUGUGGUUAAUUCUUUUGUCGAAGACGAACAUUACAAAUAUUUGUUGUCUAAACGCCAAAUGACACUGGCAACCAUUUUGCAAUAAAUUGUCAUAAUGUUAAUAAUGUUGGCAGCUAUUUAAAAAUGUAUUAAAAUACAACACGGUAUCAUCUAAUUAAAAAUUAUUUUAUCUGUUUAAUUAUCAUGAUAAAGAUUGUUUUCAAAUUUUGAAAUGUUGUCAAUUGUCACAAAAAAUAUUUUAAUGGUUAAGAGACCGACGUCAAACGUGGUUAAAAAUAUCUUUGUUUAAUAUGUGAAUAUUUUAAAGUCGACAGUCAAAGAUCCUCCGUAUUAUGUUCUUAAUGUAGAAUUUGGCGCCAAAUGAAAUUUAUACACAGAAAAAUGACCGUUUACCAUACGUACAGUUUCCCACAAAUUUAUACGCCUAAUAUUAGAAAUUGUUGUUAACUCGAUGUAUUUUAGAGAAUUAUUCAAUUAAUCGAUGUUAUAUAGAUGUUUAUUGUAAAUAUAGUAUAUAAUUUUGAUGAAGCCAAGAAAGUUCUGAGUGUUAUAGAUGGCUGUAUUUUUGGGUGAUAUUUUAGAUGGUCAGCAUAUCUUUGAUAGCAUUAUAUGAAAGGAUGGAAUGGGCAAAGAAUUAUUUAGAAAUGAUGUGAUAAAUAUGCAUUUAGUUCUAGAGUUG
Pieris brassicae (large cabbage white) is the source of this 5844-nucleotide messenger RNA. RefSeq names its product sodium- and chloride-dependent glycine transporter 1-like (gene GlyT). Gene Ontology annotation, biological process: sodium ion transmembrane transport. Bases 163 to 2643 code for a protein of 826 amino acids. NCBI's taxonomy places the organism in Eukaryota, Metazoa, Arthropoda, Insecta, Lepidoptera, Pieridae. The record is from RefSeq and is a predicted model, not a curated record. Gene Ontology annotation, cellular component: membrane. The transcript is spliced from 2 exons.